Molecule: messenger RNA, 1697 nt
Organism: Oreochromis aureus
Lineage: Eukaryota; Metazoa; Chordata; Actinopteri; Cichliformes; Cichlidae
Gene: s100t
Product: S100 calcium binding protein T
Exons: 3
Coding region: 1192-1518 (108 amino acids)
Molecular function (GO): calcium ion binding; transition metal ion binding
Source: RefSeq, a predicted model, not a curated record
UAAGUGCAGUAGUUUCUCUGUCAUGAUUCGACAUUGUCCCACAGGCACUAAUCGAAUCAUGCCCACUCCUUUCCACAGAUACCAGCAGCACUUGCUAAAUAUAGCUGUGACAUCCCUGACUAGUCAAACUCAGCACCCUUUAGAUGUAUCACUUAUUGCAACCUGAUCCUGAUUUACAGUCUACACUUCCUAUUGUGCACCACCCUUCACUCGGCAACUCUAUACAUUCGGCAUAUACAAAUGUGCACACACACACCGUGCUACCCCCUUACUGGCACAGUAUAAUGCUCCAAAGACUCAUUAAUGAGAAGAUGCUUUACCAUCACUGCACUUUAAAACAUGAUCUCUUCAUAUGAAAAGCUUUAAUGUUUAAUUUUAAGCACAAGCCUGUAGAUUAUUCAUUCAGAAACGCAAUUACUUUCAUGCUCUUUGGCUCUCACCAUUAUCCAGAUGUCUCCAAGUCCAGUGGAUGCCUCACACGAACUAUUUAAAGUAUGUUUCUGUUCCAGUUCUCUGUUCUCGGUUUUCUUCACGUGGUUUGUGCAAGGGUGGUGUGCAGUUUUAAAGGUGUCUUGAACUAUUUCAAGAAUGUUUUCUGUUCCUGUUCAAAUAUGUUUUUAUUUGUGGUUUCUUGCCAUGUAACGUAUGGUGUGUUUUGAAGCCAAAGGUGUGAAUAGGCUUGUGAAAGUGCUUGUGUGUGUGUGUGUCCUCGCAUUGUCAUGUUCUCCUUUGUGUGAGGAUUUCUCUGCAUGACUGCCAGGUGCCAUGUCCCCAUUCAUCGGUGCUACUCUGAUCCUUCGGAUAAUAUAACAAGCAUGAGCCCCCGCCGCACCCCCCUCCUCCAGUGAACAUCCUACCCCUACAAUUAACCUAACAAUGUUUUUGCUGCUUGAAACCGGGCACUUUUGGAAAGCUAUGGAGUUAUUAAUCUUUGCCUUGGUAUAGCAGUAUUUUAAGCACUUCCUGCAAGCCUUUCCUUUGUUUUGACAUGAAGUACAAAGCGGUUGCACAACAGAGCAGCAGGGUAAUCCACUAUUUCAAUAGCGACCUGUGACACGGUAAGCAAUAUGUCACUGUCACUGCACAACAGCCCAUUGUGCCUGGAGCGCGCAGUUGGUCGAGCGAGUUUAGACAACGUAUGAAUAUUUGGAAACAAAUGGAUCUUUUCUCCAGCACUUCUUCUCCUUUUGAAUGUCUUUGCCUAACUCCGAGAAUGCUUCCACCCUGGAGAAUGCCAUGCAGCUCAUGAUCCAGACCUUCCAUAAGUACUCUGGAAAUGAAGGGGACAAAUAUACACUGAGCAAGGUUGAGCUCAAAGAAAUGCUUACCAAAGAGCUUGGCAGCUAUCUGGGGAACGCCCAGGAUAAGGAAGCUGUGGAGAAGAUUAUGGGAGACCUGGAUUCCAACAAUGACGGAGAGGUAGAUUUUACAGAGUUCAUCAUUUUGGUUGGAGCUCUCACUGUGGCCUGUAACGACUUCUUCCUGGAGUACAAUGACAAGCAAGAGAAGAAGAAGUGAACACACCCUUCACCCAGUGUCUCCACUUAAAAAUCCCACAUGUUCCAGGGAGGAAGCACUUAAGGAGAAAGAGAAGGCCCAUUUGGGACAUCCUGUCAUGGACCUCAUGUGCACAAACACACAGACACACACACACAAACAAACAAACCUCUAAUAGAGAAAUAAAUGUUGUGUUUUGU